AUGUUAUCACCUGAGGCAUCUGAAAUGAUCGCAAAUAUUGGAACACUCACCCUCGACCAAGUACGUGGGUUCCUACCAGUGGCAAAAAGCAAAACUCAAGAAUAUGUCGAUUUAAUCGCAAAAGCCAGAACAAGUUCUCGUCAGUCAGAGGAAAAGGUUCGCUCGACAAUCGCAAUGUACGACUUUUUUCCUCCAGAAUGUCGAAGACAGAAUCAACACCUUAUAAACUCCAUGAUGGGAACACUUGAUAAAAUGAAUGCUGCACGGGAGGAGGGUGAAAAGGAAGUCAAUGAGUUGAUAGAAGAGUGCAUUACCAUCGAGAAGGCAUGUAUAAAGAGAGGAUUUGAUGGAGAAGGAAAAGACUGCAACAAGUACUUGAGGAUAAUUCUCUGGCACAAAGAAGUGAAUAUCCAUCAUUUUCUGCAUCUCAUUAAGUUUCAAAAGUCAAUACAAUUUUGA
Messenger RNA from Botrytis byssoidea, 459 nucleotides. RefSeq lists its product as uncharacterized. The record is from RefSeq and is a predicted model, not a curated record. Bases 1 to 459 code for a protein of 152 amino acids. The transcript has 2 exons. NCBI's taxonomy places the organism in Eukaryota, Fungi, Ascomycota, Leotiomycetes, Helotiales, Sclerotiniaceae.